ACGAACGUGCUGAAUGUUAUUUGUAUUAAAACUGUUGUGCUUUAUAUUGGGGGGCGGGGCUUAGGACCCCCAGCCACACGUGACGAGGAAAACAUGCAUCCUCCUCUUCAUCUUCAUCCUCCUCGCCAUCAUCCUCCACAGAAGACCCCACGCAAGAUGGACACGCAGCUGCCUCGUCCUCCUCGUCUCCCGCGCUGAGUCGCGGGGAAAAAGGCCCCCUGAGGCCGGCGGUUCCGGUCCAGAUCAUCGACGAGGUCGGACGCGUGCACUGCUGGACAAAGAUGGUGUACGCGUCCACCAACACGGUGGCCAUGGAGCGCUCACUCUUCGCUCCAGCCUUUUCCUACCCAGUGUCCUUCAACUCCACGGUCCUGGCGAGCUGGGCCACGACCCCGCCCACCAACGUGACCCCAUCAUCAUCAUCAUCAUCAUCAUCCUCGCUGAGCCCGUCACGUGAGGAAGAGCUGACGUCGGGCGAGGUGGCGGUGUUGGUGCUGGUGUUCGGGGUGGUGUGGCUGGUGUCCAUCUUGGGGAACGCCCUGGUGUGCGUGGUGAUCCACCGCAGCCGCCGCACGCAGUCCACCACCAACUACUUCGUGGUGGCCAUCGCCUGCGCGGACCUGCUCAUGAGCGUGGGCUGCGCCCCCCUGGUGCUGGUGCAGGUGGUGUGGGGCCGCUGGCCACUGAGCGCGGCGGCGUGCAAGGCGCUGCGCUACGUGCAGCACCUGUGUCCCGGCGUGCAGGUGUACGUGCUGCUCUCCAUCUCUGUGGACCGCUUCUACACCAUCGUGUACCCGCUCAGCUUCAAGGUGUCCCGCGAGAAGGCCAAGAAGAUGAUCCUGGCCUCGUGGGUCUUUGACGCCGCCUUUGUGGCGCCGUGCUUCUUCUUCUACGGAUCCACGCCCUCCGAGAGCCGCCACUGCCACUUCUUCCUCCCGGACAGUUUGGGCGCGGUGGCCUACGCCGCCGUGCACCUGCUGGUGGGCUUCGCGCUCCCCGCCGGCCUGAUCGCGUGCUUCUACCAGCGCGUGGUUCGCUACAUCUGGAGGAUCGGCGCCGACGGCCACACGGUGCGGCGGACCACCAACGCGGUCCCUCGGACCAAGGUGAAGACCAUCAAGAUGUUUCUCAUGCUCAACUGGGUCUUCUUCGUCACAUGGACGCCAUUCUACGUGGCGCAGUUGUGGCACCCCGGCGAGACGGAGGGCGGCAGCCGGCGGGGGCUGCUCUUUUUCGCCGCCGUGGCCUGGAUCUCCUUCAGCUCGGCGGCGUCCAAGCCCACCUUGUACUCGGUCUACAACGCCAACUUCAGGCGGGGCAUGAGGGAGACCUUCUGCAUGUCCUCCAUGAAAUGUUACCGUAGCAACGCCUACACGAUCACAGCCAGCUCACGCCUGGCCAAGAAGAACUACGUGGGCGUGGUCGACGUCCCCGUGCCCGCCAAGACCGUGGCCAAAGACCACUCGUUUGACAAGAAGGUGGCGUGGACCGCCAACGGCAACCCCCACAACACGUUUGUCUGACACGCCCACGCUUUCUUGUCGUCUGUUGAAAAGCAAAGCUCAACAUGUUGACUUCCACGUGUUUCUUUUAUCAAGCAUUGACUUUCAUCAGCAUAAUACGAAUAAAGACGUAAUAACGAAAUAAUAAUGCGUGACUUUGGAAAGGCGCGCCAUGUGAAACACGCCAAGCUGCUAAAAGUGUCUUUGCUAAAAGUAGAUCAGACAUUUUGUGUGGAGUCUCUCAGCCUUGAACGUUGUUGUUGUUGUUCUUGUUGCUUUUGGGCGUCUUGGUGCUGCUGCCCCCUUGUGGACUCUUCUGGUCGUCGCCUGUCAGCAGGGCUUUGAUCUCGGACGGGAUCUUUCCCUGGUCCAU
Molecule: messenger RNA, 1875 nt
Organism: Nerophis ophidion (straightnose pipefish)
Lineage: Eukaryota; Metazoa; Chordata; Actinopteri; Syngnathiformes; Syngnathidae
Gene: gpr19
Product: G protein-coupled receptor 19
Exons: 2
Coding region: 282-1523 (413 amino acids)
Biological process (GO): G protein-coupled receptor signaling pathway
Cellular component (GO): plasma membrane
Molecular function (GO): neuropeptide receptor activity
Source: RefSeq, a predicted model, not a curated record